GGAGCAUGGUUUUUAUUCUCGAUUGGAGGUAGAGCUCCCAGAUGCUUUUGGAAAUGUUCUCCCUCUCUCCUACAUCAGCAGUAAAAUCACCUCCACUCACUCUCCCUUCAUUCUCCCGUUCCAUUUCCUCCCGACUUCCUCUCCCUCCCAUCCCAAAACCCCUAAUAAGAUCCUUUCAUUUCCGAAUUCUCUCCCUCGACGCCGCCCAACCUUUCGAUUACGAGUCCCGACUCAAGCAUGAGUACCUCCAGUCAACCUCCCUCAAGAUAGCCAUCAUCGGCUUUGGCAAUUUUGGCCAGUUCCUUUCCAAGACCUUCCUCCGUCAUCACCACACCGUCCUCGCCUACUCCAGAACCGAUUACACCCAGCUCGCCAAAUCACUCGGCGUCUCCUUCUUCACCGACCCCCACGAUCUCUGCGAGCAGCAUCCCGAAGUUGUUCUCCUUUCCACCUCCAUCCUCUCCACCGAGAAUGUACUUCGACAGAUCCCUUUUCAGAGGCUGCGCAGGAACACCCUGUUCGUCGAUGUUCUCUCCGUGAAGGAAUUCCCCAGGAAUCUUCUUGUCAAGUAUUUACCCCAAGAUUUUGAUAUCCUGUGUACGCAUCCAAUGUUUGGACCAGAAAGCGGCAAGGAUUCCUGGGCAGGGCUUCCUUUUGUGUAUGAUAAGGUCAGGAUUGGAAAUGAGGAGGGCAGGGUCAGCAGAUGUGAGAAGUUUCUUGAUAUUUUUGCCAAGGAAGGGUGUAGAAUGGUUGAGAUGAGUUGUGCCGAGCAUGAUAGGUAUGCAGCAGGGUCGCAGUUUGUGACCCACACGAUGGGGAGGUUGCUGGUGGAGUUUGGUUUGGAGUCUUCCCCGAUUAACACCAAGGGGUACGAAACUCUAUUGAAUUUGGUGGAGAAUACUAAUGGGGAUAGCUUUGACUUGUAUUAUGGGUUGUUUAUGUAUAACCAGAAUGCUUUGGAGCAGCUGGAGAGGUUGGAUAUGGCCUUCAAGGCAAUUAAGAAGGCGUUGUUUGAGCAGUUGCAUCAAGUGUAUAGGAGGCAGUUGUUUGGGGAUUCAGUAGAGGCAGAGAGGGUUUCCCCACAGAAGCUCCUUGGCAACGGAGCUCCUGUUUUACCUCCUUCAGACUAUGAGAGCCAACAAGGGUCUUAAAAGAGACUUUGUUUUUGAGAUCUUCAUAGCUGGAUAAGAUUAGCCUUAGAGAAUGGGUUGAAAAGGUUAGAUCCCUGCAUCCAGAGCAAACAAUUAAUGGCAAUUCUCCCAAGAGAAUAAUCUACUUUGCCUCAACCACUAUUUUCUUUUAAAACAUUAGCCAAUCUAAAUUUAAUGAGAUGUUCUUUGGACCAGGCCUUAAUCUUUAUUGAGUUCCCCAAGGAAGUUGUCUCUGGAAUAUUGCCAAAGCUCCCAAAAUUUGGAAGAAUGGUGACUGCACUUUGCUUCAGCAAUUUGUUCCCUAAGCCUGUUUGAGUUUCAAGUCUAUCCACAUUUCUAAUUUCUUUGUUGCCCUACCGUUUAUGUUAAUUAUGGUUCCCAUAUUUUUUGAGUUAGUGAUUGCAUCUCAAACUAUUCAAUGUGUUUAUAUUUAUGUGAUGCACCAACCUUGGUUGAUCACCAAUGUUGAUGGUUGUGAUCACUUGGAAUUAUUGUAUUUGCUAUCUAAUACAAUUACAGAAAGUAAGUUGCAUUCCCUUCUUUCAAAACUAACCCUCAUUGAGGAACUCUAUCUUUGUUGUCGUCAUGAUCAAAAGAAAACGGAUUUCAAAUCCAUGAUUAAGGUGAUAGAUUGUUGUUGCAAUUUGAAAACCUUGGUUUUGUACUAUUUGGCCACAAAGAGAACUUUUCACAAUCUUAUCUCCAAAUUUUCUUUGCUUGAGAAUCUCUGGAUCUCUGGAUGGUUGACUGUCUCAAUUUAGAAAGGCUUAAGUUUCUGUAUCUUCGACCUAAGAGGCUGCAUGUUGCUAGAUGCUGUAAAUUGAAAGCUGUGAAGGUUGAUGGUAUCCAGUUAGCAUUUUUCAAUCCAAAAUAAUUAAUUAAUUCCUUUAAUCUUCUGAAACUUUUAUUGAAGCAGAGCCUAAGAAGAGGCUUCAUGCAAACACAGUGGUAAUUUUAGAAUAUAUAAAUGUUUUAUUUGAAGCACUGAUUUAAUUCAGCUGUUCCAGCUACUAAGCUUCUCUUGGUUUUAAGAUGAUACCUAGUUGAACAUGAUGCAGAUACGAGUUAACUCUGUCUAGUUUCUGUGAUUUAGAGAAUAAUAUAAAAAAUGUAAAUAAAGGAUUUGGCCUCAAUACAUAGAGUAUUGGAAGGAUCAUUGGGCAAAGGAAGAUGGUGUUGCCUGCGCUCCCUUCGACAGGAAACGACGAAAGUUGGAUGAUGUAAAUUGUAGAAUUAGAUGAGAUCAAAGAAAACAUGAGGCGUGGAAUCACACUUUUGGUUCAAGUGAUUUGUUCUCAAUUCUUAAUGCAUUUGGGUUAGUUGACUGGGUUUUAAAUCUUCCUAAUACAAGAAAACUUUCUUC
Molecule: messenger RNA, 2514 nt
Organism: Rubroshorea leprosula
Lineage: Eukaryota; Viridiplantae; Streptophyta; Magnoliopsida; Malvales; Dipterocarpaceae
Source: the annotation of a GenBank genome assembly